Molecule: messenger RNA, 1708 nt
Organism: Malus domestica (apple)
Lineage: Eukaryota; Viridiplantae; Streptophyta; Magnoliopsida; Rosales; Rosaceae
Product: patatin-like protein 2
Biological process (GO): lipid metabolic process
Molecular function (GO): monoacylglycerol lipase activity; glycerophospholipase activity
Source: RefSeq, a predicted model, not a curated record
GGGAGCUGGGCUGAGUUGGAGGAUGAGCUUAAAGCCUUCAGCAUGAGUUUAAUAUGUUAGUGACCAUGUUGGAAAUGAACUAUCUAAAGGGAGAGGUUCAUUCCUGGAAAAUCAUGGUAUAUACGUAUUCGCGCAAGCAAGCUACCAAGCUAAAGUCUAUAAAUACCAACUACUCUCAAGGAGAAAUCACAAUCAAAUUAAGAACUCUAGCUCAUCAAUUGUUCAGGCUCUAUCUCCCUCUCCCUUUCUCAAACCUUCUAAUGGAAAUAACCAGUAGAAAGCUCAUCACAGUUCUCAGCAUCGACGGCGGCGGGAUAAGAGGCCUUAUUCCAGCCACCAUCCUCGGUUUUCUUGAAUCUGAACUUCAGAAGCUGGACGGUGAGGAUGCAAGAAUUGCCGACUACUUCGAUGUGAUCGCAGGAACAAGCACUGGUGGUCUUGUGACAGCCAUGCUCACAACCCCAAACGAGAAUGACCGCCCACUGUUUGCUGCCGAAGAUAUUAAGGACUUUUACCUAAGUGAAUGCCCUAAAAUCUUCCCCCAAAAGAUUUGGCUUCCGUAUACAAGAAAGAUUAUGAAAGCUCUAACAGGACCAAAAUACGACGGUAAGUAUCUACAUGGCUUGAUCAGGCAAAAAUUAGGCAACAACAAGUUGCACAACACAUUGACUAAUGUUGUCAUUCCCACAUUCGACAUUCGGAAUCUCCAGCCAGUUGUCUUCUCUAGCCUUAGGGUGGAAAAGAAGCCGUGCACCGAUGCCUUACUCUCCGACAUAUGCAUUGCAACCUCAGCAGCACCAACUUACCUUCCAGCUCAUUAUUUUGAAACCAAGUAUGCUGCAGGAACAGUUAGAGAAUAUAACCUUAUAGAUGGCGGCGUGGCUGCAAAUAAUCCGACAUUUGUUGCUAUUUGUGAAGUGAUGAACGAAAUAGAGAAGGAGAAUUCAGAUAUCGUUCCUGUAAAACUCAUGGACUAUGGACGAUUUCUAGUAAUAUCAUUAGGAACUGGCUCAUCAAAAGCUGAACGGAAAUACCAUGCACCUGCUGCAGCCAAAUGGGGCCUCUUGAAUUGGUUAACCAGCGGUGGUUCCACCCCGAUCAUUGACGUUUUCAGUCAAGCGAGCGCCGAUAUGGUUGAUCUUCACCUUUCUGGCGUUUUUCAAGCCCUUAAUUCUGAAGAAAACUAUCUUCGAAUUCAGGACGAUACCCUUCACGGGACAGUAUCUUCUGUAGAUGUGGCAACAAAGAAAAAUUUGGCCAAUCUUGUGAAAGUUGGUGAAGGGCUAUUGAAACAACCAGUUUCCAGGGUUAAUUUGGACAGUGGCAGGUUUGAGGCUUCUAAUCAUGAGACUAAUGCAGAGGCUCUUACAAGGUUUGCUAAACUACUCUCCGAAGAGAAGCUGCUUCGCCAAGCAAGCAGGUCAACUAAUGAGCCUGCUGGAAAUACCUACUGAUAUAUAUUACCCUAUGAUUGAUGAAGUCAUGAUUCUUUAAUUUAGUAGUGUUUGGAAUUGUAAAUUGUAAAAAGUUAUUGAUAGUUCAAGAGUACGUGGGCAAAUGCCAUCAUACUUCAUUCUUGUAAUAUUUGUUCGUGUUCGAUUAAUCCCAGUUGGGAUAUCACUGUAACAGAUGUAUAACAUAUACAUUCUUUCUUUUAUUUGUUGUUCAAUUAUCAAUAAAAUUAAGCUUUGAUUUUCUUACUUAUAAA